CGCAAACUUGACCAUCUUGGACGAUGCGCUCACCGGGCAGUGGGCCUGGCAGCUCUUUUCUGAGCUAUUCGCAUGAGGACGCCGAUGCCGUUCAAGCUCGCGAGACGCCAUAGCGUGCGCUCAGCUGUGCCUGUGAUCCGGUCUGAUACCCAAGUCCUGCCGGCCUCCUCUCUAUAAAUUCAACGACCUGUGGUGCUGCUUGAUAUCGGAACCGGUGAACCCCCCCUGCUUUGCAUCGACUUGUAUGGCCAUGGUUCACACGAACGGACACCACGCUCAGUCCCCAGUCGAGUUUAUUUUCUUGGGCACUGGGACGUCUUCCACAAUCCCUCACGUCGAUUGUCUUACCGCGCCGCCUGAUGCGAUUCCUUGUCGCACAUGUCUUUCGACACUUACUCCGGAGGGCCAGAAGAACAGAAGACGCAACACAUCUGCUGCUGUGAGGCUUCGCGGUCGUGACUCCCAGAGCGUAACUAUCAUCAUCGACGUCGGGAAGAGCUUCCAGUCCGCAGCCGUGGAAUGGUUCCCCAAGUUCGGCCUACGCCGUAUAGAUGCUGUGCUUAUCACACAUGCACAUGCUGAUGCUAUGAACGGCUUAGAUGAUUUGCGAGGAUGGACUUUGCACGGCGCGAUACAACCCCACAUUGACAUCUAUGUCUCGAUGGCAACAUUCAAGGAGGUGCAGCGUGCCUUCCCGUAUCUGGUAUCGAAGGAGUUCGCGUCAGGUGGAGGGGAUGUCCCUGAAUUUAAGUGGCACAUCAUCGAGGACCGUGUUCCCUUCGAGAUAGGUGACACUGGCAUUCGGAUUCUGCCGUUUGCAGUCCACCACGGGCGGAUGUUCUCAUCGGCACCUCCCCUGGAUAUGUCAAUUAGCCCGUAUUCUAUUUCACCAGCAUCCACCAACCCGUCCACGCCCAACGUGCCGGGCACUCCCAUCCACAGUGGAUGCCUUCCCACGGAGCCCACCAAACGUGUGCUUCCAUACCUAUGCUUCGGCUUCGUAAUCCAAGACGCGGUGACCUACGUUUCGGAUGUGUCACACAUCCCGGAAGAUGUGUGGACGUUGCUGCAGGGGCAGCCGAAAAUACCUCCGGUGUUCGUGCUCGACUGCCUGCGCAUCCAGCCACACACGUCACACCUUAGCAUCACGGAGUCUGUCGAGAUCGCGAGACGCAUGAAUGCCAAGCGCACAUACUUGCUUGGAUUUGGCCACGAAAUGCCGUACAGCGACUGGCUGGCGAUCACCGAGGCGGCGGGAGGCAAAGAGCUGGAAGGAGAGGAGCUGGCCUUGAUACAAGAACACAGGCUGGAGAGCGUGCGGGAAGGUGAACCCAUAUGGGUACGUCCAGCCUUUGACGGACUGCGCGUGUUCGUAAGUAUAGAUGGGUCGGUUCGAGACGAGGAGUGUAUGUGAUCUGGUGGUGGCUGGAUCGACUUCAUACUCUCGUCAUUUGUAUGAUAGAACGUUAGAUUCGCGCAACGCGUGUUAAUUGUUCUGGCGCAGAAGUUGCACGGCACAGUGAGGAGAAGUUGCGCGG
Messenger RNA from Laetiporus sulphureus 93-53, 1538 nucleotides. RefSeq lists its product as uncharacterized. The transcript has 7 exons. The record is from RefSeq and is a predicted model, not a curated record. Bases 245 to 1414 code for a protein of 389 amino acids. Lineage: Eukaryota; Fungi; Basidiomycota; Agaricomycetes; Polyporales; Laetiporaceae.